AUGUAUUCAAUAACUAUACUGGCUCAAUUAUAUAUGGUAUACACUAUAAUAAGUCAGCGUCAGCACCGGCACAACCAUCUGGCCUAUCGGACACCAUUACCACCGAAGCCCCGAUACGAUUACAUAGUAGUCGGCGGCGGCAGUGCCGGUGCUAUUGUCUCGUGUCGUCUAUCACAAUGGGGUUGGGAUGUACUACUAUUGGAAGCCGGUGGACCACCCGAUGCCAUAUUAGAUGAUCUACCUGGAUCAAUGACCAUUAGCGAUGUUAGCAAAUGGCAUUAUCAGUUUGAACCUCAAAAAUAUAUCGGACAUUCAUUUCCCAAUAAUGGCAUACAAUACGAUAUAAUGGGUCGUGGAUUAGGCGGUUCCUCAACAGUUAAUUCAAUGUCAUAUAAUAGAGGUAAUCGUAAAUACUAUGAUAUGAUUGCCUCAAAAUACGGUGCCAUUGGUUGGGAUUAUGCGAGUGUUUUGCCAGUAUUCAAGCAAAUGGAAAACAAUACCGACCCCCGGGUUAUGGAUGAAUAUCACGGCCGACAGGGACCGAUAGUUGUCUCUACAUUGUAUCCGGUAUUACCUAUAUUUGAAAAACAAGCCCAGGCUGCCCGUGAAUGGGGUCUAUACUAUACGGAUAUCAAUGGCCCGAAUCAAACAGGGUUUACAAUUUACCAGUCGACCAUUAGACAUGGUCUACGAUUAUCGACCAAUAAUGUCUAUUUGGAAGGUGGUCUAUGUCCUAAAUUGACUAUAGUUACCGGAGCUCAGGUAUCUAAAGUGAUAAUCAAACGUAUGAAUCCAAAUGAUGAUAACAACCAACCACCCCGGGCACAGGGAGUCGAGUUUAUUAAGUAUAAUCGUACUUAUCAUGUAUGGAUCAAACGUGAAGUCAUUGUAUCUGGAGGCACAAUAGGCAGUCCACAGUUGCUUAUGCUGUCGGGUAUAGGACCGGCCGGUCAUCUACAGGACAUUGGCGGCGGCAGUAUCGGGGAAGUGUAUGUCGAUCUGCCAGGUGUUGGCCAAAACUAUUGCAAUCAUGUGGCCAUGUUUCUAGAUUUUCCAAUACGUCCAUCAUCAAUUGAUGAUGAUUUGAUUGGUCCCUGGCCAACAUUGACUAACCUAACACAAUUGUAUCAGGCAACCGCACUGGGUACGGGUCCAUUAGCCCAGCGACAAAAUGCCCUAAUGUAUUGGUCAUCCCAGGGUGGUAUGGUAGAUAGAGAUUAUCCAGAUAUCUAUAUGAUUGGUACGAUCAGCCCCAGUAAUAUUAAUAGUCCAACUAAUAAUGAUCAACAACAUCUAACACUGUACGUUGCACUCGUUAGGCCAGUUAGCUACGGUACAGUUAGACUAAACAGUAGUCGUAUUGAGGAUCAACCCCUGAUUGAUGCCAAAUCAUUAUCAGAUAAAUUUGAUCGCCAAAGAUUUCGUGAGGCAAUUAGCCGGGCAUUUCGUUUUGCCGAAACUACUAGCCUAUCGAAAUAUAUUAGUAUACCGUCCGAACCGAAAGAAAAUUGUCAGUACUGUCCUACUGGUCCUGUAUACCAGUGCUGGAGUUAUAUUGAUUGUUUGAUCAGGGAAUGGGCCAGUGUCGAUGCUCAUCCAAUAGGUACCUGUCGUAUGGGUGACCCCGGGCGCAGAGAUACUGUAGUCGACCCGCGAUUGCGUGUCAAAGGUAUCCGAGGCUUACGUGUUAGCGAUGCGUCCGUCUAUCCGGAGAUAAUCAAUGCCAAUACAAAUGUGGCGGCAAUGUUGGCCGGGGAGAUGGCCGCCCGAUUCAUACAUGAAGAUAAUAUAGUCGGCUCAGGCAGUGCCGGUGCUAUUGUCUCGUGUCGUCUAUCCGAAUGGGAUUGGGAUGUACUGCUACUGGAAGCCGGUAGCCGACCACCCGAUAGCCUAUUAGACGAUCUACCGACGCUACCGGAUCCGAUACCAGCUACACAAGAUUCAAUGGCACUAUCGUUUGGUUAG
Messenger RNA from Oppia nitens, 1965 nucleotides. RefSeq names its product L-sorbose 1-dehydrogenase-like. The coding region runs from base 1 to 1965 and encodes 654 amino acids. The record is from RefSeq and is a predicted model, not a curated record. Gene Ontology annotation, molecular function: oxidoreductase activity, acting on CH-OH group of donors; flavin adenine dinucleotide binding. Lineage: Eukaryota; Metazoa; Arthropoda; Arachnida; Sarcoptiformes; Oppiidae. The transcript is spliced from 4 exons.